CACGUCAUAUGGCAUAUGGCGAGUUUUGAAAAGUCGAAGCAAGAGGAAAAUCGGAUUUGUAAAAGUACAAAUGUAUUAAUAUUAAUGGUAGCCCUUUUAUAAAAUUGGAUAAAUACAAAACAUACAUGAUGGAUGAAAGUAAUAUACCUAUCGAUAUUAACAUAGGAAAGCUUCAGGACUGGCUAGUAAGUCGUCGACAUGUGAAUAAAGAAUGGCAAAAGAACAUUAUAGCUGUACGAGAAAAAAUUAACAAUGCAAUACAAGACAUGCCAGUACAUGACGAUAUUGCAACUUUACUAUCUGGUAGCUAUAUUAAUUAUUUCCAUUGCUUGAAAAUCAUAGAGAUUUUAAAGCAAACAGAAGCGGAUACGAAAAACAUCUUUGGCAGAUAUGGUUCUCAAAGAAUGAAAGACUGGUUGGAUGUUGUUAGAAGUUAUGAAAAAGAAAAUUUAUAUUUAGCUGAAGCAGCACAGAUGCUUGUCCGGAAUAUCAACUAUGAAAUUCCUAGUUUAAAGAAACAAAUUGCUAAGGAAGAACAAAUUCAACUGGAGUGUGAGAAAAAACACAUGGAAUAUUUAAAAAAUGAAGCUUCCGGAAAAUCAGAAUUUCUCACAUUAUGUAAACAGUUGGGAAUUGAGGGCAAUAAAAUUAAGAAGGAAUUAGUUGAAAGGUUACAAGAGCUGCCAGAAUUAUAUGAUAAGAUUGGUAAAUCAUUGAAACCGAUAUUACCAGCUAUAGAAUUAUAUUCAGCCUUUACUAAAUAUGUUCUUGGUGAUGAAGCACCGCAAGUGUUGCCAUUAUUACAGUAUAUGGUAGAACAUGGCAACACCACUGUUUAUGAAUGGACUUAUGGUGAAGCACCACUGAGUGUUGAGCUGGAUCCUAUUCAUAUUGAAGUGGAAGAUGAUAAGGCAGCUGGUGAUCAGAUAGAUUUUGGUGAUGGUGCCAUAGAUUUUGGAGCAGACACGUCAGCUAUUGACUUUGGUGAGGGCGAUGCCAGCGGAGAGAUUGAUUGGGGGAAUAUUGAUGUUGCAACAACAGAUGAUCUAUCAGCAGAUCUAGCGACUAUAUCUCUGGAGGAGUCAGGUAUUGUGGUAGAGGAUGCUGGGCUGCAGGGUGGGGUGGCAACAGGCAGGGAGGCCCUUACGUUACUGGACAAUCCCACCACCAGCAAUCAACUUGUUGAACAACUGCUUGAGUUGGAGUCGUUCCUGAAGAUGCGUGUGUACGAAACGAGUACUUCGGAGCAGACUUUCUCCCUGCUGCAGCAGUUGCCAGCGGAGAGCGAGGCGGCACUGGGCGGUAUGCUGGCGGCCGUGCAGCGUGCAGCCGCAGAUCUCACAGCUCCUCAUAUAAUGCAUCUUCACAAUGUUAAACAUUCACCCAGAUACGUGGACGUAUUGACUGCUCAGUUAGAACAGAAGCUGUCAGUGUGUGACAAGAUGUCAAAGCUGGCUGAGCGCGAGUCAGAGCGGCGACAGGGGGCGGAGUCGCGCGCCGCGGAGCUCCGCCCCUUGCUCGCACGCAUUAUACAGCGCACUAAAGAACUGCAGGCGCAGAUCGAGGCAGACAUUUCGAAGAAGUACAAGGGAAGGCCGGUUAAUGUAAUUGGUGGGGUUAAAUUUCUAUGA
Papilio machaon (common yellow swallowtail) is the source of this 1631-nucleotide messenger RNA. Its product is annotated as CDK5 regulatory subunit-associated protein 3. Gene Ontology annotation, cellular component: endomembrane system. The record is from RefSeq and is a predicted model, not a curated record. Bases 126 to 1631 code for a protein of 501 amino acids. Gene Ontology annotation, biological process: regulation of cyclin-dependent protein serine/threonine kinase activity; regulation of mitotic cell cycle. The transcript is spliced from 9 exons. NCBI's taxonomy places the organism in Eukaryota, Metazoa, Arthropoda, Insecta, Lepidoptera, Papilionidae.